Messenger RNA from Echinops telfairi (small Madagascar hedgehog), 2868 nucleotides. RefSeq names its product follistatin like 5 (gene FSTL5). Gene Ontology annotation, biological process: cell differentiation; regulation of BMP signaling pathway; multicellular organism development. Lineage: Eukaryota; Metazoa; Chordata; Mammalia; Afrosoricida; Tenrecidae. Gene Ontology annotation, molecular function: protein binding. The transcript is spliced from 17 exons. The record is from RefSeq and is a predicted model, not a curated record. The annotation marks the transcript as partial.
CGGGCUGGGCGCUCCAGCGCUUCGAGGCAACGCCCUCUUGCACCCUCUGUGUCCUGCGGGACCCGCUUCACCAGCAGGACUCGUAUCAACUUGACAAAGGAGUGUGGCUCUUGGACGUGGGAGUCUUCCGUCUGCCACCUGGACGCCCAUUCAGGCGUGACUUUGGCGAUUUCUAUAGUUUUAGACCUAACUAUGUUGGUCUUUUCCCAGCAAAGACGAUCAUUUUAGCUGCGUGUUUUGAUUUACACCCCCCCCCCCUUUUUUUUUCUUUUUAAAUGUGAUUUAUCUAUCCACACCCUUUAGGAAUCUUUCUGGGGGACUUUUUUGACUGUUAAAAUAAGGUUGACCGCCACCAGGAUGUUUCAGUGCUGGUCAGCUGCGUUGGUCCUUGGAUUCAUUUUUCUGGAAUCAGAAGGAAGGCCGUACGAAGAAGCAGCAUAUGGUCCUAAGUCCUAUCAGCCGCUGAUGAGAUUGAGACACAAGCAGGAGAAAAGCCAAGAAAGUUCAAGAAUCAAAGGAUUUCUAAUCCAGGAUGGCCCUUUUGGAUCUUGUGAAAAUAAAUACUGUGGUUUGGGGAGACACUGUGUUAUCAACCGAGAGCUGGGGAAAGCAGAAUGUGCCUGCCUGGAGCACUGCAAGCGGCACUACAAACCUGUCUGUGGGUCUGAUGGAGAGUUCUACGAAAACCACUGUGAAGUGCACAGAGCAGCCUGCCUGAAAAGGCAGAAGAUAACCAUUGUUCACAAUGAGGACUGCUUCUUUAGAGUUAACAAAAAUAAGUCUUUAAUUCACUUCCUCAAAAGCAACAAAUACCAGGUUAAUCAAAGACCUGUCGAGAGCAUCUGCCGGAGCUCACGCUGCUGGAGGCCUGUUGUUCAGGAGCAUGUGCUCUCGGCGCUCAUCACCCUCAGUCAACCAGAGGAGGAACCAGGGGCUCUCGAGUCCCGUGUGCUAAGCUCCAUUCCCAGCCUUAUUUCCGCAGUCCAUCUGGUUCCUAGUUGGUGCGUGCAGAUAAUAAAACAAGAAGAAUUUAGCAAGGAUCUAUCUGAUUGUACUUUGUAUCAUCUACUGAAAUAUGAUGAUUUUAAUUCUGACAAGCACCUGGCACUUGAAGAAUUUUAUAGAGCAUUCCAGGUUAUCCAGUUGAGCCUUCCUGAAGACCAGAAACUAAGCAUUACUGCAACUACUGUGGGACAAAGUGCUGUUCUGAGUUGUGCCAUUCAGGGAGCCCUGAGACCUCCCAUCAUCUGGAAGAGGAACAAUAUUCUUCUAAAUAAUUUAGAUCUGGAAGACAUCAAUGACUUUGGAGAUGAUGGCUCAUUAUAUAUCACUAAGGUCACCACGACUCACAUGGGCAAUUACACCUGUCAUGCGGAGGGCUACGAGCACAUCUACCAGACUCACAUUUUCCAAGUGAAUGUUCCUCCAGUAAUUCGGGUCUACCCGGAGAGCCAAGCCAGAGAACCUGGAGUGACGGCAAGUCUUCGGUGCCAUGCCGAGGGAAUACCGAAUCCACAGCUGAGCUGGCUGAAGAAUGGAAUCGAUAUUACCCCAAAGCUGUCCAAGCAACUCACACUUCAAGCAAAUGGCAGCGAGGUCCACAUAAGCAAUGUGCGGUAUGAAGAUACAGGAGCAUAUACUUGCAUUGCGAAGAAUGAAGCAGGGGUGGAUGAAGACAUUUCUUCUCUUUUCGUGGAAGAUUCUGCAAGAAAGACCCUGGCUAACAUAUUAUGGAGAGAAGAAGGUCUGGGAAUUGGGAACAUGUUCUAUGUUUUUUAUGAAGAUGGAAUCAAAGUGAUACAGCCCAUCGAAUGUGAAUUUCAGAGACAUAUUAAGCCUAGUGAAAAGCUACUUGGAUUUCAGGAUGAAGUCUGUCCCAAAGCUGAAGGAGAUGAAGUGCAGAGGUGUGUGUGGGCCUCGGCUGUCAAUGUCAAAGACAAGUUUAUUUACGUUGCCCAGCCAACUUUGGACAGAGUUCUCCUUGUGGAUGUGCAGUCCCAAAAAGUUGUCCAGGCAGUUAGAACGGAUCCUGUCCCUGUUAAAUUACACUAUGACAAGUCACAUGAUCAAGUCUGGGUGCUAAGCUGGGGUACAAUGGAAAAGACUUCACCAACACUCCAGGUCAUUACGCUGGCCAGUGGGAAUGUGCCUCACCACACGAUCCACACACAACCCGUGGGAAAGCAAUUUGACAGAGUGGAUGAUUUUUUCAUUCCCACCACCACACUUAUCAUCACCCACAUGAGGUUUGGAUUUAUCCUUCAUAAAGAUGAAGCUGCAUUACAAAAAAUUGAUCUUGAAACCAUGUCAUACAUCAAAACGAUUAACUUGAAGCCCUAUAAGUGUGUUCCUCGCUCGCUGGCCCAUACACACCUGGGAGGCUAUUACUUCAUUGGGUGUAAACCUGACAGCACUGGAGCAAUGCCGCCCCAGCUCAUGGUGGACGGUGUAACUGACUCGGUCAUUGGAUACAAUAGUGAUGUCACUGGCACUCCCUAUGUCUCUCCAGAUGGACACUACCUUGUCAGCAUUAAUGAUGUGGAAGGCCUUGUGAGGGUCCAGUACAUCACCAUCAGAGGAGAAAUACUGGAAGCCUUCGAUAUUCACACAAACUUGCACAUAUCUGAUGUCGCGUUUCAGCCAUCCUUUACUGAGGCCAACCAGUACAACGUCUAUGGCAGCUCUAGCACGCAGACUGAUGUGCUCUUUGUCGAGCUCGCCUCUGGAAAAGUUAAGAUGAUAAAGAGCCUGAAGGAACCCCUCAAGGUCGAAGAAUGGCCUUGGAGCCAGAAGAACAGGCAAAUCCAGGACAGUGGCUUGUUUGGUCAGUACCUGAUGACACCCUCCCAGGAUUCUCUCUUUAUUCUG